Messenger RNA from Momordica charantia (bitter melon), 891 nucleotides. RefSeq lists its product as uncharacterized. NCBI's taxonomy places the organism in Eukaryota, Viridiplantae, Streptophyta, Magnoliopsida, Cucurbitales, Cucurbitaceae. The record is from RefSeq and is a predicted model, not a curated record.
AUGGAGGUGUUGUCUCGGGUGUUGAAUAAGGCGCCGUCAGGAUUUCGUUUUCAUCCGAAGUGUGAACAAGUUGGCCUGAUGCACUUGUGUUUUUUAGAUGACUUGAUGAUUUGCUCGUAUAGGGAUCAAGGAUCUCUAUCUUUUAUUAAGGAUGUGUCGGUUUCUUUUGAAGAUUCGGAAGAGCUCGUUUUCGGGAUGGGCCUCCCUGUUGUGGAGGAGGAUAGGUUGGCAGCUUUCUUAGGGUUUUCGGUGGUGUCGCUCCUUGUGCGUUAUCUUGGGGUUCUGCUUCUUUCGCGCCGGAUUUCUCAUCAUGAUUGUAAGCCUUUGCUUGAGCGGAUUAUCUGUCGUGUUCGGAAUUGGUCGGCUAGGAUGCUUUCUUUUGCUAGCUGGUUGCUGCUUAUUCGGUUGGUUCCGCAGAGUUUCCAGGUCUAUUGGGCUAGUGUGUUUAUCCUUCCGGCUCGUGUUCUUCAUGAUGUCGAGCAGAUUCUGCAUUCUUUCUUGUGGAAGGGGCACGAGAACGGAUGGUCGGGGACUAAGGUGGCUUGGUCUGAGAUUUCGACAUCGUCGGGUCUCUUUUCGGUGUCUAAUGCGUUGGAUGUGCUGCGGCCGGUUAGGCCUCCUGUUCCAUGGUUUUCUUUGGUUUGGUUUGGUGGGAACAUUCCGAAGCAUUCUUUUAUUGCUUGGCUGGCGAUGCGUGAUCGGCUUGCUACGAGAGAUCGUUUAUGUCGUUGGGACUAUUCUGUUAUGGUUUCCUGUGUGUUUUGUACUGGCCAGGAAUCUUGGGACAAUCUAUUCUUUGAGUGCCCUUUUAGUUGGGAGGUCUGGUCGAGCAUGAUUGCUUGGGCUGGUUCUUCUCGCCGGAUUUCAUAUUGGUCUACUGAGCUUCCCUAG